Messenger RNA from Tremella mesenterica DSM 1558, 2529 nucleotides. RefSeq lists its product as uncharacterized. The record is from RefSeq and is a predicted model, not a curated record. NCBI's taxonomy places the organism in Eukaryota, Fungi, Basidiomycota, Tremellomycetes, Tremellales, Tremellaceae. The transcript is spliced from 4 exons. Bases 1 to 2529 code for a protein of 842 amino acids.
AUGUCAAACUGCACUCGAGCCUCUAUCCCAAAGACUCCGGCUGCUGGUAGUGGGCCAAGCAGGGCUCCAUCUGUGGCUUCGGCGACUACGCCCGAUGCAGCCAGCUCGUCAAACCCUCCGAUCAAGCGGGAACUCAGCCCCUCCCCGAGUCUUUCCACACCAGCACCGGCUUCACGUAGUAAUAGCAGAGGUAUUUUUGAACCCCAAGGACAAGAUACACUGACACCAGGGUCUGGAGAAGCUUCCUCGGGAGGGCUUACGCGAACAUUGGAUUUCUUGGUACCGCCGUUGAAGGAUGAACACGGACGCUCACAAUCCCCUGGUACUUUUGCAGUUGGCGCAAGCCUUCCCUUACCAAAAAGGUUCACAAAAGAAAUUGAGAAACUGGAACAAGCAGGAACAGUGAGACGGGCAACACUCAGUUUUGGGAGGAGAACGGACCUGGAUGCUCCCAGCCAGCCUGGUGCAAACGACAUCUUCGAGAAUGAUCCGGCCUCGAGAUAUCGAGACAUCCUGUCAGGCUACGCCUUAUUAGGGAGCUCGAGACUGCUAGGCAGAUCUCGAGUAUUGAGCCUCCUGUGGACGGCUCUAGACCCUGAGGUUGAAGAAUGGUCGAAGAUUCAACAUUUCAACCCGCGCUUUCAGAGAAUAAAGAACUCACACUGGUCUGGACUUUAUGACCCAAAUGGAGCAGGCAAUAACUGUCUUUUCAACGAGACCGAGGGCGCACAAUCUUCUGAUUUGUCCCCUUCAGUUCAAGCAUACCCAGUACCAUAUGAGCUCAGUCCUCCUCCACCUUCAUACAAUACUUUCUCAGUGGGGCCUCAACAUAUGGAAUCUGGAAUGAAUGCAGAAGUCUGGCCUUUGCCCAUUCCACCUCCCCUUUCUCAUGGUACAUUGCCAGUUGGUGAUGGAAUCUCAAGUUCCCUCCCCUUCCAAGGUCAUGAGGGAUUCCAGUUUGGACAGAGUAGAUUCCCUGCUUAUACUGGCCAUCACAGACCUCUUCCACACUCCUUGACAUGCCCGCAGCAAUUGCUUGGCCCAAGGAUAGGACAACCAUACACAAAUGGCAUGAUCACGGCAGACAACGGGGAAGGCAGCUCUGUGCAACAAUAUAAUACCCGUCGUGCCCUUCUCUCCACAACAAAACCUGACAUAACGGCUAAUAUCAGGCCUGGACACCUAUCUGGGCAGUAUCUGCCUCCAUUGGAGUCAUCAAGUGCUACAAAAGAACAACAAGCACAAAGAUAUGGCUUAGCCCCCAAUCCAGUGUCCCUUCCAGAUCCCCACAUAGAAGACACAGGUGAAGUACAAAGAGUCCCACCCCUCUCAAAGGAAACCCCCACACCUCCUAAUGAGUUGCCCUCCAAACAGAACACAGAUUGGAAUGUGCUUCCAAGAUUCAAGUUAACGGAUGACUGGUCUAUCCCUUGGUACCCCCCCUUAUUCAGCCUUAGUCUUGAAGUCAGCAGUGCUUCUGGUACAGCUAGCUUUACUUUUGGCACAGCAAGCAACAGGGUAAAUCUGACCAGACACUCUGGUGUAAUGAAUUUUGCCCAGUCUUCCUCAAUGGUGUUACUGCAAACAGAGGCACAAGAGAUCAUCCAUCACCACCUCAUAAUUAGUGCUGACAGUUCAUGGAAGGAAGGCACAGGAUAUGAGACAGACAAUCUCAUUGAGGAUGUGAUAAGUACAGUCCAUGCCCUUGUGCUUGAUUCAGCUCAAAAGAAUACAGAGUUGUCAUGCUGGACAUUACAUGUCUUAUUAUUCAAGCUGGCAGGGACAGGUCACCAUCAGAACAUAAGUUUAAGGUCAAGAAUGACUGAAUUGGCAAGAAGAUGGCUGAAUUUUCCCCCAGAAGCAACACACCCACCGGUGGAAGCUGCCCCAGUGGCCAGCUCCUCUGAAGCGGUUACAAGCCAUGUCUGGCCACUUUCCAGAUCCGGCUCCACUAUGAAAAAAGACACCAAGACACCUCGCAAAAGGAGUUACCCUUUCCCAGAGCGGCCAUUCACCGUAGAUGAUCCUCCUCCUGCGCUUGAUCCCUCACAACCCUUUGUUGUUGUUGACGAGAGUGGCUGGACAGUGAGAAGUGAUUCAGCUCUUAAAGCAAUGACUUUUCACAGUGGGACCAGUCUCACAUUUGGUGGGACCAGUCUCACAUUUGGCACACCUCAUCAUCAAGUAGUGUUUAAGGCUUCAGUGGGAACCACAAGCAUUAAGAACGCAAUGCAAAUGUGCUCAAAUUGGCUGGAGCAUGUGAAUUGUACUGAUUCAAAGACUGUAGCCUUGAUUUGUUAUAAUAACGCCAAUCGUCUACUGGGUCUCCAGCGGAAAGAAAUGGUGAAACAUACGGUGGAGCGCAUGGGAUUCCUCUUGGCCUGUCAGCCACAGAUCACUAUGGUCACACUCAAGACUAGACUGACACAGGAAGGACAAGAGCUGGUAGGGCAACAAGACACAUGGGAACUCCGGCGUAACCACUGCCUGUACCCCAAGCAUGUGGACAUGUCUGAGCAAUCUGCUUGA